This is a messenger RNA of Xenopus tropicalis (tropical clawed frog), 591 nucleotides long. RefSeq names its product keratinocyte associated protein 2 (gene krtcap2). Bases 99 to 509 code for a protein of 136 amino acids. Lineage: Eukaryota; Metazoa; Chordata; Amphibia; Anura; Pipidae. The record is from RefSeq and is marked provisional. Gene Ontology annotation, cellular component: membrane. The transcript is spliced from 5 exons.
CUCCUGGAUCCCUGGUGCCGGUUGGCAGUGAGUCAGUGACAGUCAGUGAGAGUCAGUAACCGGUACCGGAGCCGCACAGGUGUGAGGGAAGCAGCGCUAUGGCAGUCAGUACGGGCAUCUCCCUGGCACUCUCCUCCCUGGUGUCUCUCCUGCUCUUCGCUGGGAUGCAGAUGUACAGCCGGCAACUGGCCUCCUCCGAGUGGCUCACUAUCCUGGGGGGGCUGCUGGGCUCCGGCAUCUUCUUCUUCUCCCUCACGGCCUUCAGUAACCUGGAGAAUGUGGUGUUUGGGAAGGGCUUCCAGGCCAAGAUCUUCCCCGAGGUUGCCGUCUGCCUGUUCAUUGCGCUCUUUGCCUCCGGACUGGUGCACAGGGUGUGCGUGACCACCUGCUUCAUCUUCUCCCUGGUGGAUCUGUACUAUGUGAACAAGAUCUCCUCCAGCCUCUACCAGAGCGUGCAGCCGGCAGUUACCCCAGGCAAGGUGGCAGGGAAGGGCAAGAAGAGGAGCUGAUCUGUAUGUGCCCCCCCUGGUGCCCAAGGGCAAAGGGACCCCAUGUACAUUCCAUUCUGCCAAAAUAAACCCAUUCUUUGUA